AUGCAUCUCUUGGGGCUUGCUGCAACUGCAGCAACUUAUUUGUUGCUCCCAGGUGCCACCGCAGAUCCUCUCCCAUUCGAGCGGAUUCAAUUGCACGAGAGGGACAUCGCGUCUUUGGGCAAGGCCUCGUCGCUCCUUUCAUUCGGUGAUGCACCUGUCGCAGACCCAGCAACUUCACAUCGGAGAGCACCGCCCACGGGUUGCAAAGUGUUCCCUGGUGACAAGAAAUGGCCGGCUGAUAAAGCUUGGAGUAACUUCAAUAAUACUCUUAACGGAGCCUUGAUCAAGACCGUUCCUCUUGCGGCACCUUGUUAUGCUGGUCCGAAUUAUGACGCAAACCGGUGUAGCUAUGUUACAGCAAACUGGGCCAACUCGAGUCUCCAUGAGAUGGACCCGGCAUCGGUCAUGACCGGACUCUACCAAGGCCACACCUGCCAAAUACCCUCCAAUCCGGACGACACCUGCACCCUCGGCGGCCUUCCAUCCUACGUCGUCAACGCAACAACAGUAAAGCAAGUCCAGCUUGCAGUUAAUUUUGCUCGCAACGCAGACAUCCGCUUGAUCGUCCGAAACACCGGGCACGACUUCUCUGGUAAAUCUGGCGGCGCGGGGUCUCUGAGCAUCUGGACCCAUAACCUCAAUGCUAUAGAAUACGUCCCACGUUUUGAGGACCAGAAACAGGGUUAUUCUGGCCCUGCUUUCAGGGGCGGUUCGGGGGUAAUUGGACGUGAUCUCUUCAAAGCGGCAGGGGACAAAGGGUUACUUGUCAUAGGAGGUGAAGGGCAGGAUGUCGGUAUCCUUGGAGGCUACCUCCAAAACGGAGGCCACUCGCCUAUGUCCUCCGUGUAUGGCCUUGCAGCGGACCAAGUUCUGUCAAUUAGUCUCGUAACUGCAGAUGGACGCUUCCUUACGGCCUCAAGCACAGAGAACACCGACCUGUUCUGGGCACUCCGGGGAGGUGGAGCAUCUACCUGGGGAGUUGUGACUUCUGUCACUGUUCGAGCACACCCUUCUAUGCCGAUAUCGACAGCCCAGUUCAUCUUCACCGCGAAGUCUAGCGCCGCCUUCUGGCUGGGGGUUCGCAGCUACUGGGAACGCUUCAUCCCAUAUGCAGACGCAGGGACAUACUCAUAUUUCAUGAUCAUACCCGGCGCACCAGCACCGACAUUCAUUAUGCUUGGGUUCUGGGCGCCGAACAUGACGACGACGGAAACCACGGCUCUCCUUACGCCUUGGUUGGACGACCUUUCUGCUCUCGACAUCUCCGUCAAACCCGCCUACGCCACAUAUCCCACCACCUACCCAGCCCUAAUAGCCACCUGGCCCCAAGAGGCGGUCCAAGACAAUGCCAUAAUCGGAUCCCGCCUCUUCCCCCGCUCGGCAUGGGAAGCACCUAACUCAGAAACAUUCAACAAAACAUGGGAGGCAUGGUCCACAACCAACAAUCUCCUAAUCUCCUUCAACAUUCGUGCACCCAACGCCCUUGGCGUCGAUAACGCCGUCCUGCCGGCGUGGCGUGAGACGGUACUUCACACUAUGCAAGGCUCUGGAUUCGCUCCGAAUGCCGAUGAUGCGACUAAGAGAGCUGUGAGGCAAGCGUUGACUGUAAGUAUGGCUAAUUGGAAGGCGGCCACUCCUGGAGCAGGGGCAUAUAUAGGCGAAUCGGAUGCUGAGGAGGUGGGAUGGCAGGAGAGUUUCUUUGGCAAGAACUAUGACCGGUUGUUGAAGAUUAAGAACAAGUAUGACCGGGAUGGGGUGUUUUGGGCGAAGCAGGCGGUUGGAAGUGAAUGCAUGGCUGUUCAGAGUAACGGUCCGAUUCCAGAUGAAAACGGGAAGUUGUGUCGGGUUAAAUAA
Molecule: messenger RNA, 1854 nt
Organism: Venustampulla echinocandica
Lineage: Eukaryota; Fungi; Ascomycota; Leotiomycetes; Helotiales; Pleuroascaceae
Product: FAD-binding protein
Exons: 3
Coding region: 1-1854 (617 amino acids)
Molecular function (GO): oxidoreductase activity; FAD binding
Source: RefSeq, a predicted model, not a curated record